AUGUGGGUUGUAACAAUUGAUGCAGUUGGAAUAUCAAAAUUUGCAAAAUAUCCAGUUGAACAGGUAUCAUCGCAAUCUACAAAAUAUCCUGCUCUUGGAAACAUUGUUGUAGGGUUUGAGAAAGUGGCUAAUGAAAUUUUAGAACAACUUGUUAGAGGACUAGACCAGCUGCAAAUUAUUUCCAUCUUUGGUAUGCCUGGACUUGGUAAGACCGCGUUAGCAAAUAAACUAUAUAAUGAUCCUUCUCUUGUCGAUCCUAUUGACAAGCAUUCCUGGUGUGUUGUUUCUCAAACAUGUAAUAAGAAAAAUUUGUUGAUUGAAAUUUUGAGCUCAAUGGAUCGUGAUCAAAGAGAAACAUUUAUGGAUAUGGAGGAAGAAAGUUUGGUGGAAAAACUUUACAAAGCCUUAAAAGAAUUGCGGCACCUCAUUGUGAUGGAUGAUAUAUGGGAUAUCAAUGUGUGGAAUGAUUUGAAAAGAUAUUUUCCAAAUGAUAAAGCUGGGAGCAAAAUCUUAUUCACCACUCGAUAUAAAGAAGUUGGUUCGAAAGCUUCACCUUAUAGUGGUAUAAAUGAAUUUUCUUUUCUGUCGGAUGCUGAAUGUUGGGAAUUAUUAAAAAGGAAGGUGUUUGAAGAUAAAAAAUGUCCUCAAGAAUUGUUAAACAUUGGGAAGAAAAUUGCAACAAGUUGCAAUGGCCUACCACUUGCAGUGGUUGUGAUAGCUGCAGUUCUUGCAAACACGGAGAAGAAAGAACAAUUGUGGCAAGAAGUUGCAAGAAAUUUAACAUUUGAGGAAGAUGAGGAAAUCCUAGUACAAGAAUUGAUAUCUCUUUGGAAGGCCGAAGGAUUUAUAAAGAAGGAAGAUCAUAAAUGCUUAGAGGAUGUGGCCCUAGAAUAUUUGAUGCAACUAAUUGAUAGGAGCUUGGUAUUUAUUUCCAAACGAAACUUUGAUAGUCAAGUCAAAACUUGUAAGGUUCAUGAUCUACUGCGUGAAAUAUGCUUGAAAAUAGGUGAAGAAAAGAACUUUUUGAAGGUGCUCAAAUUGUGCUCUUUGCCUUUUGGCCUACACAUGCGCUCUCUUCGAUGUCAUAAUCGUGUGAUGACCAGUUUAAUCCCAAGCAGCUUCAAUGUUCUUAGUGCCUUGGAAUUUCCAGAAGCCGUAGAGUUCAUAUUGUAA
Molecule: messenger RNA, 1173 nt
Organism: Olea europaea var. sylvestris
Lineage: Eukaryota; Viridiplantae; Streptophyta; Magnoliopsida; Lamiales; Oleaceae
Product: putative late blight resistance protein homolog R1A-3
Exons: 3
Coding region: 1-1173 (390 amino acids)
Biological process (GO): defense response to other organism
Molecular function (GO): ADP binding
Source: RefSeq, a predicted model, not a curated record